Arvicanthis niloticus (Nile rat) is the source of this 1135-nucleotide messenger RNA. The record is from RefSeq and is a predicted model, not a curated record. NCBI's taxonomy places the organism in Eukaryota, Metazoa, Chordata, Mammalia, Rodentia, Muridae.
AUGGACAGAGAAUACACUGAGGAGCCUGCUACACACCCAGCUGAUCUGGGGACCAACGGAGCCAUGAGGCUGGGUUCGGCAAUCCUAGGUUUACUCCUGCUCCAAGGCUACAGCUCUCAGCCUACACCAGCUCAGACCUCUCAGGGGAUUUUCAGGAGUCUGAGCCCCCAGCCAGUUUCUGUCAGUUCAGGGGACCGAUCUUCCUCAGAGCCUGGCAGCUUGGGGCUUCGGCUUAGCACCAUUACCCCAGAAAUUCUACAGAAGUCAUCUCAGGCCUCCUUGGUAUCCAGUCAACCUGUGACGCCAAAGUCAAGCACCAUGGAUAAACACUCCCUUUCCUUGCCUGACUUGAAGUCAUUCCAGCUACAGAAGCACACACUGGGACCUAGCACAGGGGCCCCAGAAAGCAGCAGCAGCAGCAGCAGCAGCAGCGGCAGCGGCAGCGGCAAAGCGUCUCUGGAUGCUACUCCCAGUCCAGUAACCACCAGCCUUCGGACAGAAGAGGUGACCAUCCUGCCUACCCCCACAUCAGAGUCAGUGCUAACUGUGGCUGCCUUUGGUGUCAUCAGCUUCAUUGUCAUCCUGGUGGUUGUAGUGAUCAUCCUGGUUAGUGUGGUCAGUCUAAGGUUUAAGUGUCGGAAGAACAAGGAGUCUGAAGAUCCACAGAAACCAGGGAGUUCAGGGCUAUCUGAAAGCUGCUCCACGGCCAACGGAGAGAAAGAAAGCAUCACGCUCAUCUCCAUGAAGAAUAUCAACAUGAACAACAGCAAAGGCUGCCCUUCAGCAGAAAAGAUUCUUUAAAAGUGACCUUGAGUCGCCAUGGGUCCACGUGUGAUGUGGCUGUCCAGUGGCCAUGAGGAAGAAGAGAGGAGACAAGAUUGGUGAAGGCGGCAGACCACGCAUAAGUUAUUUUAUUUCAUGCCUGCUCCCAGCUCUUAAGGAUAUGAAAUUCCUCUAGAUCCAGAAGCAACCUACCACCUGAGAGACUCCUUCUCACUUGGAAACCAUGCUAGACAUUCGGCUUGCUCUUCCUCCUCCUCAGAAACUCAGGAAUGAGGAGUCACUAGAGCAAGACUUAAGGAAAUAAUGAGGUAGACUGUCCAUUCUAAAAUUAAAAUUAUUUUCUGGCCUGGAA